GGCUCCACAUCGGCGGAAGGGCGAGCGGAGAGCCGGCGGGGAGAUGGACGGCGGCGGCAGGGAGGAGCUGGACAUGGAAGUAAUGAAGCCUUUAAUUGAAGAACAAAAUUCAGAUGGCAUCUCGGAUGAAGAGCAUGAAAAUAAUUUCCUGCCAGUUGAGAAGCAUUACCAGCUGGAUCAUGAAGAAGGCAUUACAUUUAUUCAAACACUUACACAUCUUCUCAAGGGAAACAUUGGAACUGGGCUUCUUGGUCUUCCCCUUGCAAUAAAAAAUGCUGGCAUUGUGAUUGGACCGAUCAGCCUUGUGUUCAUAGGAAUUAUAUCUGUUCAUUGUAUGCACAUCUUGGUACGUUGCAGCCACUGUCUGUGUCAGAGGAUGAAAAAAUCCUCACUGGGGUAUAGCGAUACCGUUAGUUACGCCAUGGAAGUGGGGCCUCUGACUGCGCUUCAGAAACGAGCUUCAUGGGGACGGUAUAUUGUUGACUUCUUCCUAGUGAUAACGCAGCUGGGAUUUUGUAGUGUUUAUGUUGUAUUCUUGGCAGAAAAUGUGAAACAAGUCCAUGAAGGGUUCUUGGAAAGCAAGACUGCUCCGAUAAAUGUCAGUGCCACCAGCAGUUCUCCUGAGAAAAGGAGCACUGAUUUACGUAUAUACAUGUUGUGUUUCCUGCCAUUCCUGAUCCUCCUGGUCUUUAUUCGUGACCUUAAGAGCCUGUCCUUUCUUUCUUUGCUUGCCAAUCUGUCCAUGGCUGUCAGCCUGGUGAUCAUUUACCAGUAUAUUGUUAGAGAUAUAGUAGAUCCUCGGAAACUGCCUCCUAUGGUUGGCUGGAAGAAAUACCCACUGUUUUUUGGGACUGCAAUAUUUGCUUUUGAAGGAAUCGGUGUGGUCCUGCCAUUGGAGAACAGAAUGAAGGACACCACGCGUUUCCCACAGGCACUGAACAUUGGCAUGGGAAUAGUCCUGGCCUUGUACAUCUCACUGGCCACUCUGGGCUACCUGCGCUUUGGGGAUGAAAUCAAAGGCAGCAUCACUUUAAACCUGCCACAAGAUAUAUGGUUGUAUCAGUCUGUAAAAAUUCUGUACUCCUUUGGGAUUUUUGUGACCUAUUCGAUUCAGUACUACGUCCCUGCAGAGAUCCUCAUUCCAGCUGUCACCUCCAAAGUGGAGCAGAAGUGGAAGUUACUCUCUGAGCUUGUGGCCAGAGCACUAUUAGUCUGCUCAACCUGUGCUGUAGCAGUUUUGAUCCCUCGCCUAGACCUGGUGAUUUCUUUCGUCGGAGCCGUCAGCAGCAGCACUCUGGCACUGAUUCUGCCACCUCUGGUUGAAAUCCUCACCUUCUACAAGGAAAACUUGUGUUUAUGGACGAUAUUGAAAGACGUUUUUAUAGCUGUCAUUGGAGUUGUUGGAUUUUUAACAGGGACCUAUGUGACGGUUGAAGAAAUCAUUUAUCCUGCAUCCACACUUCUAGCUAACGCAACAGAGAGCAUCCCUGUGGAUUUAAAUGCUACAAACUUGGCUGGUUUAAAGUAAUAACCAGGGACUUUGAACUACUUUGUUCCUUAACAGGAAAUCCUAGAUGGAUGGCAGACUUACGUGUGGGACAAAUUCCAUUUCCACAUGAAUUUUUGAAAAAUAGCAUGCAGCCCUUUGUCACUGUUGUUUGUUCUUUCCUUCAUUCCUUCCGAUCUACCUGAAUUGACUCCUUUGCUCUCAACUUCUGCUCAUCAGCUAAAUUGAUGUCAGGAUUUAAAAUAUAUACAUGAAUAUAGAAAGGAAAUACGAUUUUAGGUUAUUGGCAAGAAAAAAAGAAGAGUUUUUGUAAGGAAGUCAAGAUGCCUUCCUCCUCAGAAAAGGUGGAAGUCAAUCCAUUCCUAAUAUCUAGGCACCAAGACUAAGCACUCCUGUUUUCACACCAGCUCUGUUGUAAGGGCUGGAGUGGGAGCUCAGUGAUGCAUAGACCUCCUCAUGGCUGUCUCUGGUGGGGUGGAUUGCACCCUGGUGAACCAGAGGCACUAUAGCUUUAGAAAAGAGCAGCUGUGUUUUUAAUUUCCAUUCUGGGGACUUAGAUGUUUGCCAUGGAGAAGUUUUUGGGUAGUUGCAGUUGCCUGGCUCUGGUUCCUGGGGGUAGCUGUGUCCUGUGCAGAAGGACUGUGGCUCCCGUUCAGUCUUGUCACACUGGGGGGUUUUCAAGCAAUUGGAAGGACCAAGCCCACCCUGGUUGGUAGAGCUGACCACUGCUGGUGGUUGGUUACAUGACAGUAAGCAUAAAGGCAGUUUUAUUUCGUGCCAACUAGCUUAACAUCUAGGCUGAAGAAUGGACAAGGCUGUAAGGUUUAGAGGUAAAGGCUGGAUCUUUUACUAGAUCAAAAGAUCACCAGUUUGGAGUGUUCUUGCCAUCUUACAUGAUCUGUUACUAUAUGUUCCUGUACCAUGAGGUGUUCAGCAUGGCAAGACCCUGCUCCAGGGAGAUGCCAACUGUCAUACUCCGUAGAGCCGUGGAGCUCUUGCUGUCCACAGGAGCUCUAAAGAUUCACGAUGUUAAUUUCUGUGUGAGAGAGGGAAGGAUGAGACGCUGCUAUCUAGAGUGGAGCUUGUGCCAUACUUUCAAAUGUAUAAACUGGGUUAUUUGUGAAAGGAUUUGUGAUUCCACAGCACUGUGAGCUGGGGGACACUGGGGGGGAUCUGCUUUGAAGCUCUUUCUCCCUCGAGGGCACCACCUGCCUGCAAGUUGUCUGAAGAUGUGGGUUGUCUUAGGACUUGCUUUCAACUACGGGUACUUUGUAGGGAGGUGCAGCUUAGAUGAGAUGUGGGGUAUUCAUGUGAGGACAUGACUUUUUUUUUUAAGAAAGUAAUUAUAUAUCCCUUUUGGAUUUUGAAUCCAAACUUACAGGAUGUUGUUUAUCAGAGCAAUAUUACUUUCUGUAAUGAUGCAAAAACAUCCAACACCACAAAUGAUAAGUCAUUUAUUUUUAUACAUUUUGGUAACUGCUGUUCUAACCCAUUUUUUACACCUUUUCUUUAUCAUUGAUUUCAACUAUAGAAAUGUAUGAAAUAUGGUAUUUUUUUAACAUAUUACUAGAAGUCUGUAGACUGCAUAUCUAUAUUUCUAUUGGACAUAUAAAAAUUAUUUUUGCAUUCUUAUAUUCUGCCUUAAAUAGGAUCUAACACACCCUUUACUGAUUUUUGCUUCUUCUGUCCAUUCUAGAAUCAGAAAAGAACAAGUUGAUAAGUUGGUAAUUGGGUAGAAAUGAGUUUUAUUCAGCAACCCUGCACACCGAGUCCCCAGACGAAAUCCUGAUUUUCAGGGUUCAUAUUUGACUUUCUGGCUCGCAUUUCAUAGAUUACUUUCACUCUGAAUGCUAAAGGUAUAUUUUUGGUCUUGAUUUCUAAAAACACUCUAUAUUUUGUACAAUACUAGAACUGUAUUUAUCAUACUCAUCCCUGUUAUAAGAAACUCCUUUUUCUAAGGAAUAUUUUUAAUUAUAACAUUCCCCCAAGAAAUACGUUAGGCCAAAACCUCUCUACUGUAUUCAUAUAAAUUAAGAUAGAAAUAUAUGUAAUAUUUUGCUUGCUUUCAGUAUAUUCCUCAGAAAUCUACCAUUUGGCAUUACAGUGCUAGAGUAAUAUACUGCUAGCAAUACCUAUAUUUAUAUUUUCUCUUCAAAAUAUUUCCUCAGUCAUCUGCCAUGUGGUGACUGUAUUUGAGCACUUUCAGCUCCGCGUUGAUGAGGGCAUUUCUGAUCGGGAUUCGUUAUCGCAUGUAGUUCAAACUGCACGUGUUUGUUCAAGCAAUAGUUCUGAGCAAGGCUCUUAUUUUCAUUUUUACAUGGACGAAGUUAAAUACUCAGCAGGCACUUUAAAGGGAUGAGUCUCUAUGGGUAUGAUACAAGAGAAUUAACCUUUGGUAUGAAAGUGCCACAGCAGAGCAAACACAGUAGUUUUUAGUCUUUAAGCCAUUUUAAAAGACAUUGAAUCUAAGCGUUUCCAUCUGUUUCAUGAUGAAUCUAUUGUUUACCUAAACCAUACACUGCAUGCUGAUAGAUAUGGUUUUGUGCACCAUAUUUUCCUUGACAUUAAAUAUUUCUACAUAGAACAUUUUUAGUAGGACUGAUAGGAUUGAAAUGGAAGUUGUUUUUUCCUGUUAGUUUUGCAUCUUUCUGCCCCUGUGUGUUUGGAGAAUAAAGGACUGUCAAGUCCAUUCAUACCAUCUGUUCUGCGUCCAUGGUGUCCGAGUGAGCGACUCUGAGAAGGUGCUUCUGCCAGGCUGCAGCAGGACUUGACCAGGUCAGAGUUUGGUGGGGAUUUUUGGCCGUGCAAGUGAAUGCUGAUAUGGUACUGUCAAUGAAGAUUUGCUCAGCUGGGUUCCAAGAACCUAAAUAGGUGGCCUUGGUACCCAGGUGAACAUAACGUAUCCUUUUGAAAGCCAGACAACUUGUUUAGAAGCUUGAUAAGUUUGAGGAAUCUCAUCUCAGCCAUCAUACUUUGGGUAACCUGGCCCAGAUACAAGCCCUUACAGCCCUUACUGCCGUGUUUGCCGGGGGAGCAGCCUGUGGAGGAGCAGAUUCUCAGAGCCACAUACUCCCACUGACUGAGCAGGUACAAGUAGUGUGUUUGUGCAGUGGGCCAGUGUUGCCAUGUCUAACGAUGUUGUAUCUUUUGAAUCUUUAAAAUGUUCAUUAAUGUAUUUUGCACAAUGUCGAUUUUUCUCCUACAGUGUAGGAUUUUUGUUACUUUAACACUCAUACAGUGCAUUUGUGUGGCCUGCUCUUUCAAACAGAAAGAGUCAGGAAUCAGAGUAUCUUGCUUUGGAUAAGACUAAAAUGUCACAUAGUGAAAAACUACUAAGUCUGAAUAAUAAGAGUGUUCCUGUGAAACAUUGCCAAAGAUUUAAAAGAUAGGAAAUUCUGACAGAAACCUCUUCUGAAUAAUAAGAGUCUUCAUUCAACUUUUAAAGUACUGUAAUAUAAAUAGCAAGUUAAGAUGCAGAGUGUAAAACUGAGAUUUAAUAGGUAUGGUUUACAUUAAUAUAUAUUUAAGAUGGAAAUAUAGUUUAGCAUAAGCUAAAUUAAACUGAAAAUGUAUGUGAUUGGUUUAUGUUCUUGACAAGGAACAGAAAGCUAUUGUAUUUAUAUACUGUACAUGCACUUAUAUUUUACAAUAUAAUAUUGUUAACAAUUUUAAUGUAAUUUAAUCAUUAGCUGCACUAUAAGUUACUGGAUCAUUUUCUUGUCUAUAACUGUUCAUCCUCAAAUAUUGGGCAAGUAAGAGGGUGGGUUUGCCUAAUGUUCUGUAACUUAAAUCUUCUGUAUCAAUAAAUACCACAAUAACGUUA
Molecule: messenger RNA, 5330 nt
Organism: Calidris pugnax (ruff)
Lineage: Eukaryota; Metazoa; Chordata; Aves; Charadriiformes; Scolopacidae
Gene: SLC36A4
Product: solute carrier family 36 (proton/amino acid symporter), member 4
Exons: 11
Coding region: 44-1528 (494 amino acids)
Biological process (GO): L-alanine transport; amino acid transmembrane transport
Cellular component (GO): vacuolar membrane
Molecular function (GO): L-proline transmembrane transporter activity; L-alanine transmembrane transporter activity
Source: RefSeq, a predicted model, not a curated record